Messenger RNA from Peromyscus eremicus (cactus mouse), 3026 nucleotides. RefSeq names its product dual specificity phosphatase 22 (gene Dusp22). Gene Ontology annotation, biological process: regulation of cell population proliferation; transforming growth factor beta receptor signaling pathway; protein dephosphorylation. Gene Ontology annotation, molecular function: protein tyrosine/serine/threonine phosphatase activity. NCBI's taxonomy places the organism in Eukaryota, Metazoa, Chordata, Mammalia, Rodentia, Cricetidae. Bases 79 to 696 code for a protein of 205 amino acids. The record is from RefSeq and is a predicted model, not a curated record. Gene Ontology annotation, cellular component: cytosol. The transcript has 7 exons.
CCUCCCGCCGCCCCGCCCGCUCGCCCAUGCACGCGCCGGCUCCUCCCGCGAGCACGGAGCGGAGAGCGCGGCACGGCCAUGGGGAGUGGGAUGAGCCAGAUCCUGCCUGGCCUGUACAUUGGCAACUUCAAAGAUGCAAGAGAUGCAGAACAAUUGAGCAGGAACAAGGUGACGCACAUUCUUUCUGUGCACGACAGUGCCAGGCCCAUGGUGGAGGGAGUUCAAUACCUGUGUAUUCCAGCAGCGGAUUCACCAUCUCAAAACCUGACAAGACAUUUUAAAGAAAGUAUUAAAUUCAUUCAUGAGUGCCGACUCCAGGGUGAGGGCUGUCUUGUGCACUGCCUGGCUGGGGUCUCCAGGAGUGUGACACUGGUGAUUGCAUACAUCAUGACUGUCACCGACUUUGGUUGGGAGGAUGCCUUGCACACCGUUCGAGCAGGGAGGUCCUGUGCCAACCCCAACCUGGGCUUCCAAAGGCAGCUGCAGGAAUUUGAGAAAUAUGAAGUGCACCAGUAUCGGCAGUGGCUGAAAGAAGAAUAUGGAGAAAACCCUUUGCGGGAUGCAGAAGAAGCCAAAAGUAUUCUGGGUAAAUAUAAAGAGCAAGGGCGCAUGGAGCCCCGGCCUAGCACCAGGCGGUGGAGCAGCUUUUCAGCCCUGUCUCCUCUGACCUACAAUAACUACACGACAGAGACCUAACAGAGAUACCUGGUGUUUUCCUUCCUGCUGCGGGUCUUCUGGGUUGCCUACAGGCUGGUGUGCCUGGUGUGCUGGCUACUGCCUCUGAGGACUACAAAAGGAGAUCACAGCGAGGUGGACCACUCAGGGCUCCUUCCCCAGCAACCCUCCCCUGCCCUGCUCAAGGCCUUUUCACUCUGCCCAUCUUCACCCAAUCUUGGCCUCACCUGAGCUUGCUGUGCCUGGGAUGCCGCUGGGCUGCAGUGUAUUAAUUGUAUGCGUACAAGAGUGUGUAUGUGCAUGCAUGUGUGUAAGAGUAUGCCUAUGUGCCUACAAAUGUAUGCAUCGUGAAAGAGUAUACAUGUAAAUGUGUCUCGGCAUGGGAGAACUGAAUGUUUGCGGUGCUGAAAGUUAUAAAUCCCCUGCUGAUAGAAUUGGGACAGCCACAUUUUUGUUCAACUCCACAUGGAAGUCAUUUGAACUUAGCUUUGAAAAGCUACUCACCAAGUAACAGCCUAUACCUGUGAUCAGUGAGAACUCAGGGUAUGAGCAGCUGGAAGCAGUGGUGUUUCAGAACCUGAGAUGAUGCAGAGGAGGAAGGGACAGGACCCUCCAGAGGAAGGGUGACAUAACCCCUACCAAAAAUUAUGUAUAUAGGACAGGGGAGGGGACUUGUGAGAAUUGCCUUGGGCUUGCUAGGAAUAUCAGACCCUAGCCUCUCUGCUGCCUCAAGACAUACUCCACUUGCCAGCCAGUCAUAUCCCUGAGUUCUACUUGGUUCCUGCUCUGUGUGGGACCAGCAUCAUUUGAGUUCCAUGGGGACAAGGAGGACCUGAGCCACAGUAGCCCUGCACCAGAGGUCUAGCCUGCUUCCUGUUUGCUUUUACACACUCCAGCCUCUGGAUGGCCUCAUGUUGCAGGGACUAAAUCUCAGGUUUGUAUGUACCUGCAGGAAUUGGAAAGAAAGAACAGUUAUUAACACCGUAGCAGUUUGUGUUUAAAAUGCCUGAGCAUUUACUGAGCUCACUGGUGUAGGCUGUGGACUUGAUCUCUGACCUCAGCUACCUCAUUAGAUUUAUUUCUCUCUUUCUUAUUUAAGGCUAGUGUUUCUUUGGUAUCCCUGUCAAUUCUUCUUCAUAGUUGAAAAUGUUAAUCAUGUUGCUUUUGAUUUUGAAACCAAAGAAAAAGACAUUUAUAUCAUUGAGCUAUUUAAAAUCUUCAAUUUGGGCUUCCAUGAGGUUUUCCAGUGGGUCAAACCCCAGAUUCUGGCCACGAGAACUCCUCAGCUUGAAGUUUGUGGCAGCAGGCACCUUCCAGUCCUUCAUGCCAACUCACAUUUCUUAAGCCAUAUGAAUGAAAAAUACACUCAACCUCUCCCUAAAAAGAUGCUGCAACCAGGUUUUUCUGAAUUCCAUCACAAAAAGAGCCCCUGAAUAAGAAGGAUAAUCUUCCUGUGUGUGUAGAGCAUGUCAAAUUUGAGCCCUUUGGGGCCCAGGGAAAGUGAGGUUGCCAGUUCUGCACGUAUGGAGGCCCUGUGUGUGUAGUGAGAAAGGUGUCCAUGAACUCGCAUCUUCAGCUGUAAUAGCCUGCCUUUAACAAGGAGCAUAACUGUGCUGGCUAGAAAAGCAGGCAGGAGGCUGCUAGCGGGCCACAGAGCAGAGUGAGGUCCUGGCACUUGAGAGAAAGAGGAAAACAAAGCAGUAGGGCAGUGAAGGAAGCCUGGGUGUGUGUGCACACGUGGGACAGCUCCUUAGAUUCCCUAGGUUCUCAACUGUCUUAACUUUUGUUGCCAGUAACGUUCUUUCUCCACAGCCGCCCCGGGAAUUCUGAAGUACUGGGCCUUUCUCAGAAGACUGUAAUGUACCUGAAGUUUCUGAAAUAAUGCAAAGUUCAGUCUGGUGCUGCCAAAAAGAAAAGUGUCAUAGUGUUUAUUUUUAAGUGUCCAGUAGUAAUUUGUAAACUUGUUUGUUUUCCUUUUAAAUUGAAUGCAUGUAUAAUCAUGUUGGAAUACAUUAAGAACUAUGGAGAUUCUGUAGCAAGAGAAAAUAUCUUUGCCUUAACUCCACUGCUGUGGUUGUUCCUUCGACCCAACGGAUGCUUGUAGAAUAAUCUCAAGAGCUCUAUCACACUACCUGUUCUGUUUUGUAAUAGUAACUACUUGUCAUGAACACUACCCAGGGAGGAAAGCUGGCACCUAGGAAGUGUGUAGUGCGAACUCUACACUCCUGUUAAGUUCUCCAGCCCAAGAUACAUCUCUCAGUGUGUGUUUUACCCAUGGUUGUUGUUCUCCAUGGUAGAAUUACCAAAAGCUACUCACUUUCAUUAAUAAAGAGCAAGUCAACCAAGUCUAA